This is a messenger RNA of Sorghum bicolor (sorghum), 2325 nucleotides long. RefSeq names its product serine/threonine-protein kinase-like protein At5g23170. The coding region runs from base 736 to 2088 and encodes 450 amino acids. The record is from RefSeq and is a predicted model, not a curated record. Gene Ontology annotation, cellular component: plasma membrane. Gene Ontology annotation, biological process: protein phosphorylation. NCBI's taxonomy places the organism in Eukaryota, Viridiplantae, Streptophyta, Magnoliopsida, Poales, Poaceae. Gene Ontology annotation, molecular function: ATP binding; protein kinase activity. The transcript has 2 exons.
CCUUUUUUUUUUUGGACUUGAAGUAUAUCCCAAGAGAACUUUUUUGUCGGUAUAGAUAACCAACAGGAAGCUAGCUCCUAUACUCCAUAUAUAUCUAGCUAGGUUCGUGCUCUGUUAUUGCUUAGGAUCCUCCAGCCUUUCCUUAUCUUGUAAGCCAAAAUUAAACACGCUUUUCUUGCUUCCAGCAGCCAGCAGCCAAUGAUGAUAUCUGUUCAGUUGCAAGCAUGGUAUUUUAGGGUUCCUAUAUCAGCGAUGGGUGCGUAGGGCACCAUGCGUAGGGCCUCCACCUGUUGCAGUUGCAAGCAAUGUAUUUUCAUGGCCGUGCGCAUCAUCAAGUCCAAGUGCUCAACGUAGCAGUCCACACAACAGUCAACACCUGCACACAUUCCCUGAUGACAGAUAAACAUUCUCUGCUGCAGAUUUGUUGCCUUGCUGCGAGGCCCUUCCGGCGGCCAGCAGGCCCAGCACAACCACUCCAACGAUCUCAUCAGGUCCAAGAAUUCCCUCCCAUGCACCGUCCGUCAAAUUACAAAUAAAACAACAAAGAGUGGAGGGAGAAGCAAAGACAAAAAUAAAGAGGAAAGAGAGAGGCAGAGAGAGAAAGAGGCCAAGAGAGGGAGAAGAAAAUCACAAGAGGAGGGAAACAGCAACUCCUAUAGUCCUAGGCUAGCUCCGAGCCCCCGGCCUCUUCCAGUUCCAGCAACACGCAACGCUGCACCUGCACUUGGCGUAGCCAUGAAGGAGUUCUCGUACGAGGAGGUGGAGGCGGCGACGGGCGGAUUCGCGGCGAAGAACCUCGUGGGCAAGGGCAGCCAUGGCAGCGUGUAUAGGGCCAGGCUGAGGGGAGGCGGCGGCAGGAUGACGACCGUCGUCGCCGUCAAGCGGCCGUCGCACGCGCAGGGGGUGGCCAAGCUCGCCAACGAGAUCGCCGUGCUCUCGGCCGCGCCGCGCCACCCGGGGGUCAUCGGCAUCGUCGGGGUGUCGUCGUCGUCAUCAUCGCCCCAGCCGCCGCCGCCGCCGGCCGCGUCGGGGCCUCGGCUCCCCCCGCUGCUCGUCAUGGAGUUCAUGCCCAACGGGUCGCUGCACGACCUGCUGCACCGGUCGCCGAGGCCGCCCCCGUGGCCGCGCCGCGUGGAGAUCGCGCUGGACGUGGCGCGCGCCGUGCAUGCGCUGCACGCCGCCGCGCCGCGCGUCAUCAUCCACCGCGACGUCAAGUCCGCCAACGUCCUCCUCGGCCGCGACGGCCGCGCCCGCCUCGCGGACUUCAGCCUCGCCGUCAGCGUCAAGGCGGUCCACGCGCCACCUGGAGCUGCUGGAGCCUGCGGCGGCGGCGAGGAGGAGGAGGAGGACGACGACGACGAGGAGGAGGACGAAGAAGGCGGCUCGUCGUCCGCGGGGCCAGCUCCGGCGGGCACGAUCGGGUACCUGGACCCCUGCUACACGGAGCCUGGUCGGCUAGGCCCCGCGAGCGACGUGUUCAGCUUCGGCGUGGUGCUCCUGGAGCUCGUGAGCGGGCGCAAGGUGAUGGACGUCAACUCGUGCCCGUCGUCCAUCGUGUCCUGGGCGGCUCCGCUGAUCGCCGCGGGGCGGGCGCGGGAGGUGCUCGACGGCAGGGUGGCCGCGCCGCCCACGGCGCGCGCGCACCGCGCGUUGGCCCGCGUCCUCGCCGUGGCGGCGCGGUGCGUGUCGGAGACCGUGGAGCGGCGGCCGGCCAUGGACGAGGUGGUCUCCGAGCUGCGCGGCGCCCUCGAGAGCGCCGGGUGGCGGUGGCGCCACCACCGCCGCGGCGACAGCGGCGGAGGCGGCGUGGUGGAGCGGGUGUGCAGGCGCGUCGCGUCGUGGGGGCAGCGCGUGCGGAGGAGGAGCAAGAGGGUGGUGAGGGCGACCAAGGUCGAGUGCACCGAGCACUCCGACAGCGGCGGCGUCGCGACCGGCUCGUCGUCGUGCGCGGCUGCUCUGCCGUCGCAUCGGAGCAACAACGGCAUGAUGAGCGGCGCCGGCGCGGCGCACUCAAACGAAUCAUCCAAAGCAAAAGAGAACGCUUUGAAUCGAUUCGAGAGCGAAUUGGAUCUCGUUUUCAGUAGUUGAUUGAUGAUAAACCUUGGAUGGAUUUGGAUUGAGGAUAAACCUUAGACUGUUACUGUCACAAGUAGUUACGAGACUAAUUAAUCUACGGCUGUGUUUUGCUCGGGUUUGUUCGUUGUUCACCUCGUGCAAGAUAUACACGUACGUCAGUAUCGAGAUAUGGAUUGACGUGGCGAUGAUGUAUAUACACUUGAUAAUUCACGUUUGAAAUUUGGGUUUUCUUCAUCUUUGACACUUCAA